UUUCACAUAGCCAGAAGACCCUCGAAACUGCAAAGAAGAAAGUACCCAGCAGUGCCAAUCACUAUAUAUACAUUACCAUCCAUCAAUCUUAAUUCCAUCAGUGAAAAAAAUCUCCUUCGAUUCUAUUGAAAUUCAAGAUAAUUAUCCUCUCCUAGCCAAAAAAAUGUCUCUGAUCCGAUCUUUCUUCGGCAACCCACUGUCUACUGAUCUAUGGGCUCCAUCUGCUUCGAAUAAUGAGAUUUCCGCAAUCGCUAAUGUACAAGUUGAUUGGAAGGAAACACCAGAAGCCCAUAUAUUCAAAGCUGAUCUUCCAGGAUUAAAGAAAGAGGAAGUGAAAGUUGAAAUUGAAGAAGGAAGAGUUCUUCAGAUUAGCGGAGAGAGAAAUGUUGAUAAGGAAGAGAAGAACGAGAAAUGGCACCGCGUUGAGAGAAGCAGAGGUAAGUUCUUGAGAAGGUUUUGGUUACCGGAAAAUGCAAAGGUUGGUGAAGUUAAGGCAUCAAUGGAGAAUGGAGUACUUACUGUUACUAUUCCAAAGGCAGAGGAGAAGAAGCCUCAAGUCAAGUCUAUUGAGAUUAGCGGUGCAUGAGCAUGAGUUUCAAUCUUCUUUAAGAUAUAAAAACAAUAAAUUGCUUUGUCGUUGAUGUGUAUGAAAUGAGAUUAUGUGUGGUUUGCUCGCUCUGGUUUCUGUUUCCUUCCAAUGUAUAGGUAUAUGUUAAUGUAUUUGUGAGGUUUUUUAACAAUAAAAAAACAGUUCUUAUAUUCAAAUUCUA
This is a messenger RNA of Jatropha curcas, 770 nucleotides long. RefSeq names its product 18.0 kDa class I heat shock protein. The record is from RefSeq and is a predicted model, not a curated record. NCBI's taxonomy places the organism in Eukaryota, Viridiplantae, Streptophyta, Magnoliopsida, Malpighiales, Euphorbiaceae.